CAUUAGCAUAUAUAUACCUUGAGAAGACAAGGCUGAGAUUAUCUCAAAAGGAGAUUUUAAAAUUAGUGAAUGUUUUUUACUUUAAUACCUCAUGGCCCUUAUUUUGCCAUUUGUAAAAUCACUAUAAACCAAUUAAUAGCUGUGAAACACUACAACAUGCAGUAAAAAUGUAAAGAGGAAAUGAGUCAUUCUGUCUAUAGCAGACUUCAAAAGGGUUCAGUAAAUAAAUCAGAGAGUCAAACACUGACCAAUAAGGGUGACAUAACAUGCUGAAUAGUGGCUUAUUAGAAAGGCAGUGUCCAUCCAGGAGCUAAAGAAGCCAAAGCCUGUGUGAAAAAACUGAAGGCAGGUAAUUAAAGAGCUGCGUUACUACGUCCAUGCUCAGGGAGAACAAAUCUAAGGUUCCAGAACAACAUGCUCCAAGUUUGACUUUGCAACCUCUGUAAUAGUCUUUUAACCCAAUAUGUCUUUUUUUACCCCUCUGGGUUAAAAAAAAAAAUAUUAAAAGCUUCCUCAUGGCCUCUUUUUGACACCUGCAGACGCAGCAGGAUCAAACAAAAGCACGUAACUUGCCCCUCCAGAGGACAGCAGGGGUUAUCAAGCACUUGAUGAGGCAGUAGGAGCUGACAGCACCAUACUUUGCUAGGUGACUACAUGGAGGUUUGCAGAAAGCAGGGGAAUGAGGAGACUGGGGAGAUACAGAACCCCUCCAUGGUCUUGCACCAGGAUGUGGCGAGAGAAGCCUAGCCUUCCUAUCCAUUUCUUCCAGUUAUGUCCCUUUUUGUUUGUCUUUAACCAAAGUCCUCUCUCAGACCUCUUUCUUCUGCCUCCCCUGUCACUUCACCUGGCCAGCAAUUCCCUUAUGGCCUUGCAGCUGAAGUCCAGAUCUCUGCAUUUGCACUCGUGUCUAGUUUAUGUGCCCAGCUGUCCCCAUCAUCAUGUCUCCAGUCUCCACCCUGUUUCCAGCUACAGCCUCUGCCCACUAUUUCCUGCUCUAAGUCCUGUUCCCCAGCUCCUUGGUUACUCUCUGGCCCUCCUUGAUGAAUAAAAUACCAGCCCCAAUGAGUGAAUCAUGAUAGAAUCAGAAUCAUAGAACCAUAGAAUGGUUUGGAUUGGAAGGGAUCUUAAAGAUCAUCUAGUUCUAACCUCCCUGCAUGGGUAAGGACAGCUCAAAGCCCUGUAAAACCUGUCCUUGAACACUUCCAGGGAGCAGGCAUCCACAGCUUCUCUGGGCAACAUGUUCCAGUGUCUCACCACCCUCACAGUAUAGAAUUUCUUCCUAAUAUCUCUUUGUAGGAGAGGUGCUGCAGCCUUCCUGUGGAUUCACUCCAGCAGGUCCAUGUCCUUCUUGUGUUGGGUCUCCAGAACUGGACGCAAUGCUCCAAAUCAGGAUCUACAGUCCCUGGCUUGGCUUUAACCUCCUGGAUGGAGUGAAGAGGAACAGCUUUGUCGCCAGAAGCAUCUAAACACAAGACAGCAGGGAGAUUGCUCACAAGCAGGUGACAGGACCAUGGACAACACAGAGAAGGGCAAGCUUCAUCAGGAAAGUCCUUUCAGAGCUAAACUGCAUCUGUUCCCCUCCAGAAAGCUGACAGGAGAUACUCUCCAGGAUACCCAUCAAAGACAGGUCUGCAAGCAAGAGCUGGAGACAGAAAGUAUGGUGGAGGCAUCUUUUGGAAAGAGACAGGGAAUGAUAACUUCUCGUGGGAUGGAGGUCUGGGAGUGCAAGGAGAGUGGUAGAGCCCACAUCAGCAAGGUUAUCCUUGCUGUGGAUGAGCCAGAUCCACCAAUGUGUGGGAACAGUGCCAUUUGGAUUCAGCAGGUGGGAGAGAAAACUUACCAGUGUCCUGAGUGUGGGAAGAGCUUCAGCCGGAGCUCAUACCUAAGCCAGCACCAGAGGAUCCACCUGGCGGAGAAACCCUUCAGCUGCUCAGAAUGUGGGAAGAGCUUCACCCGCAACUCAGACCUAAUCAAACACCAGCGAAUCCACACCGGUGAGAAGCCCUACCAAUGCAAUGAGUGCGAGAAGACCUUCAGCCAGAGGUCCAACGUGAUCAGGCACCAGCGGACCCACACGGGAGAGAGACACUACCAGUGCAAUGAGUGUGGGAAGAGCUUCAGUCAGAACUCGCAUCUCAUUGUUCACCAGCGAAGCCACAAGGGUGAGAAACCCUUUCAUUGCCCCCGGUGUGAGAAAAGCUUCAGCGACCGCUCCUCCCUGAUCAUACACCGGAGAGUGCACACUGGGGAGAAGCCCCACAAGUGCCAGGAGUGCGGUAAGCGCUUUCGGGACAGCUCAGCCAUUAUUCGGCAUCAGAGGAUCCAUACGGGAGAGAAACCAUACGAGUGCACCGAGUGUGGGAAAACCUUCCGGCAGAGCUCCUCACUGGUGACCCAUAUGCGAACGCACACGGGCGAGAAGCCCUACAAGUGCCCCAUCUGCGGGAAGGGCUUUAGCCAGAGCUCAGCACUCACCACUCAUCGCCGGAUCCAUGGGGGGAAGGCCUUGCCCAUCUACCCCAGCGGCCUCCUGCCCAACCCCUACCAGUGUGCCCAGUGCGGCCGGAGGUGCAGCGACUGCUCCACUCUGGCCAAGCACCAGACCACGCAUGCCGAGGAACGGCCCUACAUCUGCGUGGAGUGCGGGGACAGCUUCCGUCGGAGCUCAGCUCUCAGCGUGCACCUGAGGAUCCACCGCGGGGAGAGACCCUACAAGUGCGAGGCGUGCGGAAAAACAUUCAGGCACAGCUCAGCCCUCGGUGCCCACCUGAGGAUCCAUGCAGGCGACAAGCCCUAUGAGUGUGGCGAGUGUGGGAAAAGCUUCCGGAAAAGCUCAACGCUUAAAGUGCAUUUGAAAAUCCAUGUGGCCAAGAAACCUUAUAAAUGUGCGGUGGGUAGGAGGAUGCUCGCUUCCCGCUCGCUUCUGCCGUAGGGCUGAGUGGGUGUUCAGGAAACAACAGCAAUAUUUGGGGGCAACUGAAAAAGGCGGGUGAUGAGAACCAUGGUGGGAAGAGACUGACUGGAGACGUGGUGACUCUGGUGUCAGGGCUGGGCGCUGUGUGGCACAAAAUCCAUCAGGAGGUCUAGACACAGGGAGUUAGUCUUCAGAUCUGAGCACUGGUGGUUUAGGAAGAGUGGUGAGAGCCUGAGGAGUGGGCACCAGCUUCUGGGUAAAUCUGGGGACUGUGAAUAUGUAGUAGAAUAUCAAUUGGGAGAAUCAGGCUCGUAAAGUAACUUUUCAGCUGAAGUGAAGAUCAAAAUAAAAGGUUCCAGGUUGGUUCUGACUCAAAACUUCAGCUUGUUAAACACUGUACUAGUCUUAGGAACUCCCUUUUUUACUGCCCUCUCUCGUCUUUCAUUAAUGUUUUCCCAGUGUUUGACAAGGCACUUCCAAAUCUUCUAAGGCUUUGGAGCUGAACUUCAAUCUACUUGUCUUUUCUCUCUGUUUUCCAAAUCUUACAUGGGACAAUUAAUUCCUACCUCUGCACACAAAGCCUGGGUGAUGUGAUAGCUGAGUAAUGCAGAACUGUCAUGGCUGUUCCCAGAAAACAGGGAUGCACAAGCAUUUCCAGUUGGAAUCCAGCCCAUUACUGGUCUCUGGCAGUUUCUCACAAAUUUGCCCUUGCUGAUUUGAUGCCACUUCCAACUUGGGACAUCAAUAAAACGUGGGCAAAAAAUGUGGCCUUACCUUAAUUAACCAAAAAAAAACCUUCCUCGUUGCUGUGAGAUGUGUCAGAAUUGGUACACGGUGAGUUUCUUCUGGUAGUCCAGAGACUGUUUGCAAUUUUGUAGUCCUUUUUAUGAUACUCCUCUUUAGCUUACUAUUGCUUGUAAAGUAUUAACAUACAAAGUCAAGUGUUAACAGUUAGGACUUACUAUAAUUGCAUUUAUUACUAUGCUAAUGACUGUAUAUUACAUAAGCCUCCCUCUCUAUUGCUAUGUUUUGUUACUAGCUGUGUGUUUGCGUCCUAAAUAAAACCUUUUUUCCUCUGUACAA
Molecule: messenger RNA, 3997 nt
Organism: Apus apus (common swift)
Lineage: Eukaryota; Metazoa; Chordata; Aves; Apodiformes; Apodidae
Product: zinc finger protein 501-like
Exons: 3
Coding region: 1511-2932 (473 amino acids)
Cellular component (GO): nucleus
Source: RefSeq, a predicted model, not a curated record